UCGCAGCACCUCGUCCUAGAAACCGGGCUGCAAUCAUGAAUGAAAAUCAAGCUGAUGGAGCAAUAGAAAACCCUGAACCAAUGGCACAUAUUCCACGUCGGAGAGGAAGACCACAUCUUGUUCGUGCUGUUAAUGAAAAUCAUGAUCUGCCAAUAGCUGAUGUUAACGUUGGACAGGGGCUGAAUGAGGCACUCGGACAAGGUCAAAUAGACGAACCGGAACUCCUUCCUGUUGAAGAUCCAAUAGCUGAUGUUAACGUGAGGCAGGGGCUGAAUGAGGCACCUGAACACGUAGAUGAACCGAUACGUCUCCCUAUUAACGAUUUAAAUCAUCAUCAACUUUACACAUGUUCUACAACAUAAAAACCAUUGAAACACUACGGAUGAUGGAGAAAUCACAGCCUUUGUCAACAUAAAAAGCGCUAUAUACACGUAAUGACUUGUUCAAGUUUGAUUACAGUAUACACCAACGCCAAAACAUACUUUAUCUAGCUUAUUCAGCGCAACAAUUCUCGCUGCCGAAUUCUAUGAGUUUUUGUAUCACAUUUUCUCACUUAAUUUAUAAUAAUAUGCAUGUUGAUUAUAUUAGUAUAUGCCUCUUCAAUUCAUAUGAUACACAUUAACUU
Molecule: messenger RNA, 625 nt
Organism: Phymastichus coffea
Lineage: Eukaryota; Metazoa; Arthropoda; Insecta; Hymenoptera; Eulophidae
Exons: 5
Coding region: 36-362 (108 amino acids)
Source: RefSeq, a predicted model, not a curated record